AUGUUUGGCCACGGCUUGGGGCCAAUCAGGGACAAGAGCGAGGCCUCGCUUUGGGCCAAGGGUCAACCUUUGGGCAGCCCUCGACAGAAUGUAUUUCAUCUUGCAAAGCGCAUUGCUGGCGCUCUCGCUCUCUCUCGCUCUCUUCUCGCAUUGCCUUUGAGCGACAGGACUGCGACACGGUCUUCACUCGAGCUCGAGAAUGACACAAACUCAGUCGACCCUGAUCCAAGAGCGUCUGAAAAGGACGAUCGCUUCUGGCAAAAUUUUGAAGCAGAAGCCCCCAACCUGUUUGUCUCAGAGGACAGUCUUUGUGAUGCAGGAGUCUUGGAAUACGUUGCACAGGAAGAACAGUGCUCCUCGUCAAAAGUCUCAACAUGGUAUCAGCCGAUGGACAGGAUAAAGAGUGCGUCAGGGCUGAAGCGUGCUUUAGAGCGAGAGCUCCCCAGCCGCUCUUCACGAUUAAUCUUGCUGAGCCGCGCCAACUCUUGGAGUCGUAUCAAAGUCACAACAGCCAUGUUCAAGUCUCUUUACAACACCAUACACGUCAGCCCAUUCUUUCUCAAGAUCAUGACGGGGUUUGGACGCAAGAUAUCGUCAACGGAUGAGAACUUCAUGACAUGCUAUACCCAGCUUUCCCGACCUCACGACCUUCAGAAAGAGAGGUCUCAGAAUGCCAAGGAUGCAUCUCAUGGCCCAGUUUUGCUUAGUUGCAAGGAAAUACCAGGCACCACCGAAACCGGCUACAACUUGCGCCAUUUCGAGAGGCAUGGCCGGGAUCUCUGUAAUCCUUGGUCAUGUAGACAGUCGGCCAUUCACCACUCGUAUAACUUUGAGACGAAGCAAUCUUCCUCAAUUUUGAUACAGCCUCCCCGUUCUCUCAACCUGGACUCGCAGACACUUGGUCCCAUCAUUCCAGAUCAUCCUCUCGGAAUACACGCCGAGCUGCUUCUCUCCAGCACCACAGAGUGGAAGCAGUAUCUGAAUGAUUUGUCAGAUCGGUUGACAUCUCUCUACACCAAGAUAGCUAUCAGUAAAUCCUUCACCGAAUUUCAAGUCGACUUUGCUUCUACGCAGAAAACGCUGCAACUUCGACUCGAGUUGCACCAAGCGCACUCGAUUCUAGAGAACACCCUCGACACUAUAAAGACGCUGAAUCAGCACGAGGGUUUAAUCGCCAAGUUCUGUACAACUCCAGUCGGGCACCGAAGACAGUUCCGAUGUGCCUUGGACAACAUCUCCCGGGAGUUGCGAGGUCAUCUUCGCACAGUACAGGUGCUUCUAUCUUCGUCCGACGAGAUCAAACAGAUGUCCGACAAUAUCGUCCUGUUCCGCGGUCAAGAAGUCCAGUGUCAGAACGGUGCUCAACUCGCGCAGCUUGCUCACAUCGACCUGGCGGAGACCAAGACCAUGUCUGCCUUGACCAACAAGACAGCCCAAGACUCGCAGACAAUGCGCAUAGCGACUGUAGUUGCCAUGCUCUACCUCCCUGCAAACCUCGUUCUUGUACGUCGCUUCCGUUAA
This is a messenger RNA of Thyridium curvatum, 1521 nucleotides long. RefSeq lists its product as uncharacterized. The record is from RefSeq and is a predicted model, not a curated record. Bases 1 to 1521 code for a protein of 506 amino acids. Lineage: Eukaryota; Fungi; Ascomycota; Sordariomycetes; Thyridiales; Thyridiaceae. The transcript has 7 exons.